This is a messenger RNA of Colletotrichum truncatum, 543 nucleotides long. NCBI's taxonomy places the organism in Eukaryota, Fungi, Ascomycota, Sordariomycetes, Glomerellales, Glomerellaceae. The record is from RefSeq and is a predicted model, not a curated record.
AUGACCUCAGCUGAAGCCGUCAACGCACCUCAGUCUGUUGACCCUCCUGCCAAGCGAGUCAAGACCGCCUCCGACGACGCACCCGUCCCCGCCGCCAUGGAGCCCUGCCCGCCUCUCCAAGUCAAGAAGCUCUCUGACAAGGCUCGCCUGCCUACCCGCGGCAGCCUCUUCGCCGCCGGCUACGACCUGUACGCCGCGAAGCCGACCACCAUCCCGGCCCGUGGCAAGGCCCUCGUCAGCACCGACAUUGCCAUCUCCGUCCCCGCCGGCACCUAUGGCCGUAUCGCUCCCCGUUCCGGCCUCGCCUCCAAGAACUUCAUUGACACCGGCGCCGGCGUCAUUGAUGCCGACUACCGUGGCGAGGUGAAGGUCCUCCUCUUCAACCACGCCGACACCGACUUUGAGGUUGCCGAGGGCGACCGUAUCGCCCAGCUCAUCGUCGAGCGCAUCUUCACCCCCGAGAUUGUCGAGGUCCAGGAGCUCGAGGAGAGCGUCCGUGGCGCCGGCGGCUUCGGCAGCACUGGUGUUGCUCUUACUCAGUAG